AUGGAUGGUGAUCCUGCUGUCGAGCACCAGCUCGAUUCGUUUAGCCUGACCUUUCCGCUUCCCUACCGGAUUGCCUUCAUCGUCAUCUUGGCCGUCUGGGGAUGGGGGUUCAACCUCCACUUCCUCCACCUCCGCCGCAUCGAUGUGCCCGCCCUGAUACGCUACCCCGGCCGCUCGAGCUCUGCACAGCUAACACACCACCACUCGACCUACCGCCUCGCCUUGUUCCUCUCCCUCACCUCGACGGCCUCCAUCCUCACCUUUUGGCUUUUCACCCGCCGCGACCCGACCCGCGUGAUCGACUACGAUUGGCUGCCCAUGACCAACCUGCUCGUGCUGGCCGCGCUCUUCUCCAUCCCGCUUCGCCGCCUCUCCGUCUCCCACACGGGCCGCAGCCGCCUUCUGUGGACGCUGCGCCGGGUCAGCGUCGGCGGGCUGGCCGAGGCCAAGGACGGCAAGUUCGGCGACAUUCUGCUGGCCGACGUGCUCACGAGCUACGCCAAGAUCCUGGCCGACCUGUUUGUCUGCCUGUGCAUGUUCUUCUUCGGGGGCCGCGACGGUUCUGCCACGGCUAGGCCGGACCGCGGGUGCGGUGGCGCCGUGCUCGUCCCGCUCAUCAUGGCCGUGCCCAGCACCAUUCGGCUGCGCCAGUGUCUAAUCGAGUUUGUGCGCGUGCGCAAGGCCCCGUACCGCGAGGCUACCGGAUGGGGUGGUCAGCACCUGGCUAACGCAGCCAAGUACUCGACGGCGUUCCCCGUGAUUGUGCUCGGGGCCAUGUUGCGGGGCCAGAAGGACGGCUCGCCGGGGCUGUACAGGGCGUGGGUUGUUGCUUGUCUGCUCAACUCGUUCUACAGCUUCUACUGGGAUGUGGCUAAGGAUUGGGACUUGACGCUUUUCUCGAAGAACCGCGACUCGCCCGAGCAUCCGUUUGGGCUGCGGCGGACCCUGCUGGUGCACAAACCGGGGGUCUACUACGCUGUCAUUGUGCUGGAUCUUGUGCUGCGGUGCACGUGGAUGAUCAAGCUGAACUCGAGCAUGGAUCGCAUCAGCGACUUCGAGAGCUCCAUUUUCCUCAUUCAGUUUCUGGAGGUGUUUAGACGUUGGGUGUGGAUCUUUUUCCGGGUCGAGACGGAAUGGGUCCGGAAUUCGACAACAGGUUUGGGCAUGGAUGACAUGGUUUUGCUAGGGGACUACCAGGGUAACAAGUACGAGGACGAGGACUGA
Molecule: messenger RNA, 1224 nt
Organism: Chaetomium globosum CBS 148.51
Lineage: Eukaryota; Fungi; Ascomycota; Sordariomycetes; Sordariales; Chaetomiaceae
Exons: 2
Coding region: 1-1224 (407 amino acids)
Cellular component (GO): membrane; cytoplasm
Source: RefSeq, a predicted model, not a curated record